AUGGACAGCAAUGGCUUCUCUUCGGAAGACAUUCCAACAAUACUCUACGUCGGACAGCACGAGUCCCAGCGAGUGGCUAAGGUGACGAACCAACUGCUAGGAGCCGCUCAGGCGUCUGGAUAUGACCUUAUGUCAGCGCCCUUGACCACUGAGCACUUCCGAUCAACAGUUCUGGCCCAAUUGCAAGAGCAUGUCGAUUUGCUCAACAAAGAUCCUUUACCAGCCGCAGUUCCUCUGCCAGCGAUUGCUCCUCUCACGCCAAAGGACAGUGACCUCUCUCCGGAAGAUAGUAACAGCGCUUUGAUUGGCGUUGUGAGCCCUUGGAUUGAUCUUGGGUCUCCGGAUCCUCUCAUCGCGCGAAUCAGCAAGCAAGUCUUCAAUCUGGAAGUCGCUUAUGCUGCUUUUUGCGGCGUGAGUAAUGUCUUGGUGCAUGGUCCGAUCUCCGGGUCCGAUGUGGCUCAGUACUCUCGCGCGAUAUUGGAAGGUCUUGGUCUAGGCCCGUACGUUCAGCUACAAAUCUUGAUGCCCAUGACUGGCGAGCUUGAGCUGGAAGGUUCAGAUGGUGCUCAUCUUUCAGAACUUGCGCGAAGCCAGUACGUUCCGGACCUGAACGAAGACGAAGACGAGACCGAUUCUGAUAUAUAUGGAGCCUGGGAAGCUUGGAACACCAUUAGGACCAUGUGCAACUACAGCACAAAACUGGCAGUAGGUACGUGCGUUUUGUUUCCUUACCUCUUCUUCCACUCUCUUUCCUCGCUGCCUUCCAAAUGUCUGCCACAGAGUAUCACUCGACCUCUGCAAAGCUUUGAGUAGGUAUUCUGUCGCAUAAGUUGGGUGCCUCGAUCGAAACAUGUGCUAACGCUCCUUGUAGCAUUGGAGACACCACGUCAACUACCAUGUGUCGAGCUACAGUCGCGAUGGUACUCCGAACCAGUCCGACUCUUGGUGCUCCCACGCACAAGCUUUCUGAGAAAUAACAAGGGCUUUCCUGUCCUUUCGAAAGCACACCAGCAGCUCUUGACUCGCUUUGUUCGCCUUCGGUUCCCGCCGUGGGUCCUACUAGCAGAUGUCGACCCGAUUCAGGAGCUCGAUGCUGCCGUAGGUGUAGCUACUGCGGAUCCUACCCCAUCAGAAGCGGCUAUCAACGCCCAAGACAGGCAGAAAGAUCCGGUCUCUCACCUGCGCUAUAUUCGUCAUCUUCAGCAAGCGCAGCCUUCUCGUUCUCCAAUCGAAAGAUUUGGUCAGGGCUACCAGGAUUAUAUCCAAUCUCCGUUGCAGCCACUGACCGACAAUUUGGAGUCCAUCACGUACGAGGUCUUUGAGAAAGAUCCAGUGAAGUAUGAAUGGUAUGAGAAAGCCGUUGCUGCGGCUCUCAAAGACCUUCGUGCCAAGUUUGGUGGUGCCAGGGACUUCGUCGUCGCUGUCGUUGGUGCUGGCCGAGGACCUCUAGUGACCCGGGCUCUACAGGCAAGCAAGUCCACUGAAAUCACAAUCAAGUGCUGCGCAGUGGAGAAGAAUCCAAAUGCUCACGUCUUGAUCCAACGUCGGAAUCAGACAGAUCCUCUCUGGAACAAGCAAGUCCUCAUUUACAAGUCGGACAUGCGCACAUGGCCAGGUCCAACGAUCAACGGCGAGAUCCGGAAAGUCGACAUACUCGUCUCGGAGCUGCUUGGCUCCUUUGCUGACAAUGAAUUGUCACCUGAGUGCCUAGACGGUGUGCAGCAUGUUCUGCAUCCUGACCAUGGAAUCAACAUUCCGCAGAGCUAUAGCGCUCAUCUGACACCCAUUGCUACGCCAAGACUGUACUCCGAUUUACUUGCGAAGCCUGAAGACGACAAAUGGGAGGUUCCUGCUGUAGUCAUGCUUCACCAAUAUGAUUACCUCUGUACGGAGCCCACGACUACUGCAAACAACAACUCUUUGCCCGUUCCAGAUGUUAAGGAAGUCUGGUCUUUCGAUCACCCCGUGCCGAGUUCAGUGCUUACUCAAGCUUUCAUCCGCGCGGGAGGUGCUAUCGACUGUGGUAGCUGGACAGGCGGCGACGGUAAGAAUGAGCACAAUGCCCGUUCUUGCAAGGUCUCCUUCCGAUCCCAUCAACGUGGGGUCUGCCAUGGUCUUGGGGGGUACUUCGAGACGGUCCUCUACGCUCCACAAAAUGGCAGCAAGAAGAUUGAGCUGUCCACAAAUCCAGUCACGAUGGAUGAUAAGAGCAAGGACAUGAUCAGUUGGUUUCCAAUCUUCUUCCCUUUGAAAGUAAGACCAAUCACUUCAUCAUUUGAAGUGCGAUGCUGACCUAUUUAUCAAGACACCAAUCUUCAUUCCCAACGACUCUGAGAUUGAAGUUUCAAUAUGGCGGCAGACCGACGACCGCAAAGUUUGGUACGAGUGGUUCAUCGAGGUCUUCAAGACCGUGGACAAGAAGAAGAUGAGGUUGGCUGUGUCCGAGCUACAUUCAAGUGCGAAGAAUGGAUGCUUGAUGUGA
Lecanosticta acicola is the source of this 2482-nucleotide messenger RNA. The record is from the annotation of a GenBank genome assembly. NCBI's taxonomy places the organism in Eukaryota, Fungi, Ascomycota, Dothideomycetes, Mycosphaerellales, Mycosphaerellaceae.